AUGCCCUAGCUAAUUGAAGCAGCUCACAGGGUAGGUGUUUAUAUUAAAUACACAACCAAAACUUCUAAGGAACAUGUGCUUGUUACUCUUAGUGAUUUUCUUGCAACAUAGCAAGGCAAAGAUACUUCAUUUAUUAAAUGGCCAAUUCAAAAAUAGAGUUAGUUUAUUUGUCUUGAAGAUGAAGAAGAUUAAAAGUAAAAUUAAGAUGACGAUGACUUGGGAGAUUUAUCAUUUGCUAAACCUGGCUAAAAUAACCAUACCAAUUAAAACAAUACUAAAAGUCUUGAAAAUCAAUACAGAUAAUUGAACUUGAUUCAAUAAAUUGAGCAGCAUCAAGUCUAAAUGGAUAAUUAAGAUAACUAUUAUUAACAGUCUGACUUUUAAAAUUAAGUAUAAAUUUCAGACUACAUGAAUGAUGAUGAAAAAAAGAAAUAAUAAGAAAUGAAGCAAUAUGAGAAGUAACUACAAAAAUUAGUACUUUAAGAGAAAUAAUCAAAGUAUAAAAUCUCGGAGGACUUUAAAGAUAGAUUGCAUCAAAUUACUUUAAAUGAUAUAAUAUAAGACAUGUAUACUCCAACUAUUGCAGACCAUAACGAUGACUUGCCUGAGAUUUAAUGCAUCUGCUGGGUAGAUAAAUAUAGACAAGAUAGAACCACUUUGAUUUAAUGUUCUAAGUGCUAGAGUAAAUAGCAUCUUAAGUGUAAAACUGUUGGAAAUAAUGCAAUGAAGUAGAAAUUGAUGAUGUUUUGCAAAAAGGAGUUCGAUAUACCUCAUGAGUUUGAAAGAUAUUUGCUCUUAAAGCAUGAAGUUUUGUUUCUUGAAGUUAGGUGUGUGCGAUUAGAUGGGUUUAAAACAUUAGAAGAGGCAAAGAGUGGGAACUUUAAAUAGCAAUGGCCCAAUAGAGGAUGGUUUAGUUUUAACUAUAGAAGAGGCAGGGAAUUUGUUUUGCCUAAGUAAAUGAAUACUUAGCUUAAUCCAACAGACAAUAUUACUUUAGCAGGUAUAGGUCUUGAAAGGGAAAUUAGAGAUGAAGAGAUCUUUGACGUUUCUGCUUAUCUCAAGGAAGGGUCUAAUUUUAUAGAGAUUUGUAAAUUUGAUGAUUGCCAUACAUAUUCUUGCGCUCUCUAUCUAACUAAACUUAUUAAUAUUUUUGACAUUUCUAGAUAUAUCAGAACAAAUAAAGUAGACUCAAUAUUCAGUAGCUAUGAAAAGGUAAAGUUAAGAGUGGCAUAGAACAAGUAUUUUUCAAAGGAACGUAUAAAUUUAAGAUGUCCAAUAACACAAUCAAGGCUAAAACUGCCGGCUAGAGGUGAGAAGUGUAAUCAUCUUUCAUGCUUUGAGGCAGAGAGUUUUUAUUGGAUAAACUCGAAAUGCAAGAAAUGGAUAUGCCCAAUUUGCUGUAAACCAACUUAUGAGCUAACAGUAGAUAAGUUUAUGAUUAUGAUUCUAGAGAAAGCAAAUCUUAUAUAUCCUUUGGAGUUUAACCUGAUUAAUUUGCCAAGGCCAGAAGUCAUUAAAGUCCUUCAGAGAGAAAUAAACAUUGGAAGUUAAGAAGAUAGAGUUAUUGAUAGCAAUGAUAUCGAGUUUUGUGAGCUCAAUCCAGAUCUCUCAGUGAGUAUCGGAGUGAGACAAUAUAUUUUAAAUGAUAAGAUUGAACCAAAUAAAAUGAUAGAGGUAAAGAAUGAUGAUCCUUAAUCUAUGAGUCUAUCUUUUGAAAACUUGGACAUGAUUGCUUAGUUGAGAAAAGACUUCAAGAAAACUAAAAAGAAAGAGUAACACCUGGUAGAUGUAGCUAAAUAUUACACUAUCAUUGAAUCCUCAGCUAGCUCUUAAAGGAAUCAAAUUAAUAAUAUCGAUGAUGAUGAGAUCAUGGAAAUAUAAGUAAACAAUCCUGAAUAGCAGCAAAGUAUGACUCGAGCUGAAAGAAGAAAAUAGAGAAGGUAGUAAUAGAGAUAGCAAUAGAAUUAGACAGUAUAUAGUACGAGUUAGAAUAAUUUCAUUGAUAUUUUAGAUUGA
This is a messenger RNA of Stylonychia lemnae, 2016 nucleotides long. Lineage: Eukaryota; Ciliophora; Spirotrichea; Sporadotrichida; Oxytrichidae. The record is from the annotation of a GenBank genome assembly.